GGCGGUGGCGCUAGAUAGAGAGAGAGAGAGAAAAAAAUUGUAAGCUAAAAUAAAAAGAUGGCGGCCCCCAUGCCCCAGAAGAAGUUUUACCGUCAAAGAGCGCAUUCAAACCCCAUUGCUGAUCAUACUUUUGAAUAUCCAGUAUGUCCAGAUGCAAUGGAUUGGUCAGUGUAUUACCCAUCAUAUUUUGACCCUAAAUCUGUUGUGAAGAAAGAAGUUGAAUUUCUUGAUGUUGGAUGCGGCUAUGGUGGACUACUUGUUGCAUUAUCUACAAUGUUUCCAGAAAAGUUAAUGCUUGGGAUGGAAAUUCGUGUAAAAGUUGCAGAUUAUGUAAAGGACCGUAUUACAGCUUUACGUCAAAACCAUCCAGGGCUGUACCAGAAUGUUGCAUGCUGCAGAUGCAAUGCAAUGAAGUAUCUUCCUAAUUUUUUCAAAAAGGGACAGAUUCAGAAAAUGUUUUUCCUGUUUCCAGAUCCACACUUCAAGAAAACAAAACACAAGUGGAGAAUCAUCAGUCCAACAUUGUUAUCAGAAUAUGCAUACAUUCUUGCUGAAGGAGCCACAAUCUAUACCAUUACAGAUGUUGUAGGAGUUCAUGAAUGGAUGGUAACGCAUUUCACGGAACACCCAUUUUUUGAGAGAAUGACGGAAGAAGAAUUGGCAAAAGACCCUGUCGUUGAUAAAGUAGAAUCAAGCACAGAAGAAGGGAAAAAAGUUGAGAGGAAUUCUGGAAGCAAGCACAUGGCAGUAUUCCGCCGAGUACCAGAUCCUUACACAAAUGCUUAGGUUUCAGAUCCUUAGGUUUAAAUGUGUCAUCCAUUCAAUGUUUUCGGAAUACUGUACUACUUAUGUUUAUAUAGAGUUAACCUCAGUAAACACAUACUAAACUGUA
Anneissia japonica is the source of this 892-nucleotide messenger RNA. RefSeq names its product tRNA (guanine-N(7)-)-methyltransferase B-like. Gene Ontology annotation, molecular function: tRNA (guanine(46)-N7)-methyltransferase activity. Lineage: Eukaryota; Metazoa; Echinodermata; Crinoidea; Comatulida; Comatulidae. The transcript has 6 exons. Gene Ontology annotation, cellular component: tRNA methyltransferase complex. The record is from RefSeq and is a predicted model, not a curated record. Gene Ontology annotation, biological process: tRNA methylation; RNA (guanine-N7)-methylation. The coding region runs from base 58 to 786 and encodes 242 amino acids.